Messenger RNA from Ceratotherium simum simum (southern white rhinoceros), 879 nucleotides. It is a transcript of the gene MTHFS, whose product is annotated as methenyltetrahydrofolate synthetase. Gene Ontology annotation, cellular component: mitochondrion. The record is from RefSeq and is a predicted model, not a curated record. Gene Ontology annotation, biological process: folic acid-containing compound biosynthetic process; tetrahydrofolate interconversion. Lineage: Eukaryota; Metazoa; Chordata; Mammalia; Perissodactyla; Rhinocerotidae. Gene Ontology annotation, molecular function: 5-formyltetrahydrofolate cyclo-ligase activity.
UCCCCGAGCCCGGACUCUCCCCCAGACCGGCCGAUCCCGCGGCGUGCGGACAGGGGCGGCGGCUAAACCCGAGGGCGUGAGGGCGCGGUCGGACUCGGGAGAUGGCGGCGGCAGCUGUGAGCGGCGCUAAGCGGAGCCUGCGGGCGGAGCUGAAACAGCGUCUGCGGAUGAUGAGCGCCGAGGAACGGCUACGCCAGUCACGCCUCUUGACCCAGAAGGUGAUUGCCCACAGUCAGUAUCAAAAGUCCAAAAGAAUUUCCAUCUUUCUGAGUAUGCAAGAUGAAAUUGAGACAGAAGAGAUCAUCAAGGACAUUUUCCGUCAAGGCAAAACCUGCUUUAUCCCACGGUACCAGUUCCAGAGUAAUCACAUGGAUAUGGUGAAAUUAGCAUCACCUGAAGAAAUUUCUUCACUUCCCAAAACGUCCUGGAAUAUUCAUCAGCCUGGUGAGGAUGAGGUUCGGGAGGAGGCCUUGUCAACAGGGGGACUUGAUCUCAUCUUCAUGCCAGGUCUUGGGUUUGACAAGCAUGGCAACCGGUUGGGGAGGGGCAAGGGCUACUAUGACACCUACCUGAAGCGCUGUCUGCAGCACGGGGCAGUGAAGCCUUACACCCUGGCCUUGGCUUUCAAAGAACAGAUUUGCCUCCAGGUCCCUGUGGACGAAAAUGACAUGAAGGUGGAUGAAGUCCUUUACGAAGACUCCUCAGCAUCUUAAGUCCUGAUGACUACAGCCAAAUAAUCAGUGUUUUGUACCAGAGAAAAGCAGAAUACGUGUAUUUUCCCUUGUCAAAAAUUACUUGAAAUGGCACACUAAUGUGAAUCCGGACUGUGUUGUUUUUAAUGUAAUUAUAAAAUACCUAACAUAAAACCAUCUUUAAAAA